AUGUUAAGCUGCCUGGAUUUCAGACUCAUUGCUCAGCUAUGCAGUAAAGAGGAGACUUGGACGGCACUGAGCAGCAGUGCAAGGACGCUGAUUGUUUGGCUCAUUUUUCUUUUUCAAAUCACCUCUACAAAAAAAUGACACUUCUAUCAGACGACCAGUUGGCCAGGCCUCUACCGUUCCGGCUGUCUGAGCAGGGAAAGCUCAACAGCAUCUCCUUCAACUCGACGGAGCACAUUGGCUCCAAAGAGGACUAUAUGGACAGCAUGGAGAGCAGCUCCGAGUUUGGAGCGGUGGAAGCCCCGAGGCGCUCCCGGGGACGGCUCAUCCUUCACGGCCUGGUCAUGUUUGGAAGGGAAUUCUGCUACGCCGUGGAGGCUGCUUUUGUCACACCUGUCCUGCUGAGCGUGGGUCUGCCCCGCAGCCUCUACAGCCUGGUGUGGUUGAUCAGUCCCAUCCUGGGCUUCCUGCUGCAGCCCAUCAUCGGCUCAGCCAGUGACUUCUGCCGCUCGCCGUGGGGUCGGCGCAGACCCUACAUCCUGGUCUUGGGCAUCAUCAUGCUGAUAGGCAUCACUAUGUUCCUGAAUGGGGAUGUGGUCGUCUCAGCACUUGUAGAAGACCGGUCGCUGCGGAGCAUCUGGGCCAUUGUGGUGGUGAUGCUCGGCGUGGUGAUGUUCGACUUCGCGGCUGACUUCAUCGAUGGACCGAUAAAGGCCUAUCUGUUUGACGUGUGCUCACAUCAAGACAAGGAGAGGGGUCUGCACUACCAUGCUCUUCUCACAGGUUUGGGUGGAGCGUUUGGCUAUCUGGUUGGAGCAAUGGACUGGGGUCACUCCAUCAUGGGCCAACUCCUGGGAUCUGAAUACCAAGUCAUCUACUUCUUUUCUGCGCUGACCUGGAGUGUCCUCCUCAUUAUCCAUCUGUUCAGUAUACCUGAGCAACCUCUGGGCAAAGACCACGAAGUCCUGGAUCCUUCACCCACACGGCCCCUUCACCCCCAGACCUCCCACAGCAGUGGUUAUGGAACGCUGGGCAAGGAGGUGACGAUGACUGCAGUGGCAUCGCCAGUCACCGACCUUCGCCCGAGAUCCUUCUCAGCUCUGGGGGAAGCCAACUCUGUCACAUCCAGUGCUAAGCAGCCCAACAAGGAGGCGCAGAAAAGGAUGACGCUGAAGUUACUGCUGCAGGCGUUCAUCAACAUGCCAAACCACUAUCGCUUCCUUUGUGUCAGUCACCUUCUGGGAUGGACAGCCUUUCUGUGCAACAUGCUCUUCUUCACCGACUUCAUGGGACAGAUUGUCUACAAAGGAGACCCGUACGCCGACCACAACUCCACAGCUUACGUCAGGUAUGAGAGGGGAGUGGAGGUGGGCUGCUGGGGUCUGUGCAUCAACGCCGUUUCCUCUGCUCUCUACUCAUACGUCCAGCGCAUUCUUCUCCCAUACAUUGGCCUCAAGGGUCUAUACUUCCUGGGCUACCUCAUGUUUGGCUUGGGGACCAGCUUGAUCGGACUCUUCCCGAACAUCAUCAGUACACUCAUCCUCUGCAGUGUUUUCGGCAUCAUGUCCAGCACGCUCUACACCAUCCCAUUCAACCUCAUUGCAGAGUAUCAACAUGAAAAAGAGGAGCAGCUGAGAAGACAAGGGAUUACCCAAAGCCAGGUGAGCACGGGUGUGGACUGCGCAGCUCUCACCUGCAUGGUCCAGCUGGCUCAGAUCAUCGUCGGCGCUGGACUGGGCGCUCUGGUCAACAUCGCAGGGAGCGUGGUGGUGAUCGUGCUCUCAGCCUCCACUAUGUCUCUGUUCGGGUGCAUCUUCAUCGCCCUCUUCAUAAAAUAUGUUGACUGAUUGAACAGGAACAGAAUGUUUUGGUGAUAUUGUUUUCAUAAAUAAAUUAAAUCAUUAUGUUCUCAUCUCUCCAGUAUGAAUUUACUGCAUAAUAUGAGACAGA
Synchiropus splendidus (mandarinfish) is the source of this 1947-nucleotide messenger RNA. It is a transcript of the gene slc45a2, whose product is annotated as solute carrier family 45 member 2. The record is from RefSeq and is a predicted model, not a curated record. The transcript is spliced from 7 exons. Gene Ontology annotation, molecular function: sucrose:proton symporter activity. Gene Ontology annotation, cellular component: membrane. Lineage: Eukaryota; Metazoa; Chordata; Actinopteri; Syngnathiformes; Callionymidae. Bases 135 to 1844 code for a protein of 569 amino acids.